Microplitis demolitor is the source of this 3681-nucleotide messenger RNA. RefSeq lists its product as uncharacterized. Gene Ontology annotation, cellular component: plasma membrane. Gene Ontology annotation, biological process: engulfment of apoptotic cell; phosphatidylserine exposure on apoptotic cell surface; apoptotic process involved in development. Lineage: Eukaryota; Metazoa; Arthropoda; Insecta; Hymenoptera; Braconidae. The record is from RefSeq and is a predicted model, not a curated record. The coding region runs from base 1485 to 3089 and encodes 534 amino acids. The transcript is spliced from 5 exons.
GAAUAUUUAAAAAUAAAAACAGAUGAUUGAUAAUGAAGUGAAAUUCUCCAAAGUGUAAAUCCAAGAAAUUACAUGAGUAAAUGGAUCAAUAAAUUUACAGCGGCCAUUGUCAUCAAUUACCACCUCGCCCAGCCCAGCCAUCGAGCAGAGCAGAGCCUGGAGCUCAAUAUCCAGAUAUUCUUGCUCGUAAUAUUUUAUUUACACCGCAGACAGCAAUGCGUAAAAACAAGUCGGUACUGCAACUGCAACAUCUGCUCGUCAAUCCCAUCUAUACCAGGAUCCAGGAUUUUAAUUUGGAGUGACAUGAAGAAUUAAAGACUUAUAUGUCUAGUGUCUAGUGUCUGGAGUCUGCGGCCUGUACUUCCUAAAGUAUAGAGUAAUUGACAAUAUAUAUGUACAAUGUACAGUGUACAGAGAGCAAGUGUACAUACAAUACCUACAUGCUACAUGUGUUAGUGUAAAACUACAAGCUACUUAAGCCGUAAGCGUAAACCCAACACUCGACUGCUCAUCAUCUCUCCGCUCAUUUCUCAUCUCUCCGCUUCUUUCCUCUUAAUUUAUUUAUCUAUUCUAUUCACAACUUAUUCAUCUCUUCCACAUUCUCUCCUUCUCUUUCAAGUCCCAUUAUCUUUACCAUCAUUAUUUUUUUUUUUUAGUUUAAUCACUUAAAGCAAAUUAUUGUAACUCCAAAGCUGGCUUAAGUUCGAGUGCUCAUUCAGCUGUGACGGAUAUUAAAUCUUUCAUCAUCAUAAUAAUUGUUGUUAUUAUUGUUAUUAUUAUUUUAUAUGAACACAUGGAUUCAUACAACGGUACGGUGGUGUCUAAAGUUAUAACUGUAUCGCAAUUGAAGGUAUUGGAUUUUUCACCAGGUGUUCUUGGAUAUUACCAAGGUUAAAUAUUGUGUCAAGUGAUUUGAUAUAACUCAUAAUAAAUAAUUAUAUUUAUAUAUUUUUUGGUGGGAAUUUUAAAAUUAAUUUAAAUUUUUUGAAAAUGAAUUGUUUUGUUUUUUAUUUUUUAAAAUUUAAGUGUUAAUUUCUUUAUUUAAUUUUUAAAAAUAAUGAAUUCGUGAUUUUAAAUUUAAAUUGGAGUACAAAUUCGUUGUUUAAUUUUAAAUAAUUAAUUGACAGCACAAAUGUAAUAAAAAUUAAAUUAUAAUUAAAUGGAACUUUAAAUUAAACGUGCAGUGGAAAUUAAAAAACAUUUUGCUUAAUUUAAAAUUAUGUUUAUUUUUUUAAAUAAACAAAAGACUUUGAAUUUUAAAUAAAACUGACUGAUGAAUUAACGGAUGAUUAAUGGCUGAUUCAUAAUUAUUAUCAACAUUGUAGAUAAGAAAAGUAACAUGAUAAAUUUGAGACAGUGAUUUUGUAGAUGAUAAAACUAUUAUUAUUAUAACUAUUUUGUUAUCCAUAGCAACAGUGAUAACAAUUUGAUAAAAUAAAACUAAUUGAGUUCAGUAAUUAAAAUAAAAAAGAUUUAUUUAAAAAAUGGCGAUGGCAAUGGAACCGAUUUGUGAUAAAAAAUCAACACGUUGUUUGAAGAUACCUCUGAAAUCCACGGAACAAAUUUAUCUGAUAUUUUUAAUACCAACGUUAGUGAGCUGCUGCAUUUAUAUGAUUAAUUUUGCAAGUGAUCUUGUUGUUGCGAUCCAGCAUUUUCGCGAAAGCAAUCCGGUGUGGGGUGGUCUGACAAUUGGGUUCAUGUAUGCACCGGCAAUUGCUUAUUUUGUAUUGACAGUUUCACGUCCUGACUGGUGGAUGACUGAGGAUCAAAAACUAUCACGAGGUGUCGUCGCUUGGUUUUUUAUUCAAUUGUGUCAACUUAUUGCUUUUCCAUUCUUUGCUUUGUACAGAUUCGCUGGUCAAAUAGUUGUGAUAAUAGACGCAAUAUUAUUGCGCGGUGAUGAAAGAAAUAAAUCACUGAGUGUUGCCGCAGCACCAGCAGCUAUUGAAUUAUAUUUUUUUUUGCAAUCAUGGUUUCAAGCAGCACCUCAAGCUAUUUUUCAAAUACAUUUAUUGUUGAGAGAACGAUAUACUAUACGCACAUAUCAAUCAAUUGUUGUUCAAGUACUUUGUAUUUUUACUUCAAUUGUUGUACUGGCAGUUCAAACGGCGUCAUUUCAAAGAUUUGAAAGUCAAAGAGCUAAUGGUCGACGACUACCAUGGGCAAUGUGGUUAAAAAAAUAUCGAUUACAGGAACUUGGAAAUUUAGACGAAAAGAAACCAUUGAAACCGCCAUCGCCGUCACAGAACCUCGAGAUAAAUUUAAAUCCCGCGGCAGUGUCAUCAGAAUCACCAGCAAUACAAGAGACUGAGUUGCACCGCGUGACUUUAGAGCGGCAAAUAUCAUCAACACCACCGCUACCACCAAAAAAUGCCCAAAUAAUUCCUCCCCCAGCUCCACUCAGAGGAAUCACCAGCGUGACACCUCUGCCAGUUCCUGAAAUGCAGGCGCCUCCGCGCCCGGACUCAGUGAUCCGGGAGUCUCUGGAAGCGGAUCCAUCAUCCGAAGACCCAGGGAAAUCUACCGAGAGGAUAAUAAACAACGAAUCAAGUCCCCAGACUCAGAGUCGCUGGCGCAGUUUGCGUCUCCCUCGUCGUGUCGACUCGAUAAAAAUAGUCGAGGAAGACGAUCCCGUUGGUAAAUUCGUUGCCUUUAUCUGGUGGUUUUGCUUCAUCCUCGCUCGCAUAUUCGCGAUUGCGCUUUUCUACGAGUUCUACCCUCUCUGGCUGUCAGGAGUAAUUGGUCUCCACUACGCCAUCAUGCUCAGCUAUUUAUUCUACUACGCAAAAGACUUCAACAUCACAACAUUUAUUGUUAAUCUAUGGCUCGGCUCCGUUUAUAUUAUCAGUAUUAUCGAGUAUCGCGUUAAAUUUAAAUAUGCCGACAAGUGGUUGCUAUUUUAUCAUAUAUUUGUUAUCCUACAAAAUACAAUUAUGACCGUCACUUGGUUUACUCUUGAAGACUGGGACGGGUUUUGGUACACUUACAUGUUCUAUGCGAUUUUCGUCAGCAUGGGACUUUGUAUUAUUUCCGUUGGUGUCUACCAGGUCAUUCUUAAACCCAGACAACGACGUAUUUACGCCAGCUAACUAUUUUUUAUUACCUAAUUAUUUAUUAUUUUUUAAUUAAUAAUUCUUCAGUAUUUUUUUAAAAGACUAAGGACUGACUUUACGUAUGCACAUUAUUUUUUUUGUCAUAUCAAUUUCACUUAUUAUUGAUACUUAUUUAUAUACAUACAUAAAUAUAUAUUUAUAAAUUUUUUUUAGUAUAAAAAUAUUUGUAUUCAUAGGCGACUAAGUUUAAUUUUUAGUAUUUAUAUUUAAAUCUUAAGCUUAUGCUGUAAAAAAUCGGAGUAAUUACGGAUUUUAUUUAAAUUUAAAUUUACUCCGCCACGGAGUUACGGAGUCAAAAAAAAAUUACUCCGCAUAAGGAGUAAAUCGAGUUUUUCUAGGAGUGAUUUUGAAGUGAACUGGAUUUUAUUUAAAUUCACAUUAGCUCCGAUUCGGAGUUCGUCGGAAUUUACUCCGAAUUUAAUCCACGUUCACUCCGCAAAUAUUUUGCAGUGUAAAUUACAAUUAUAGGUAAUAAUUAAAAUUCGGCAACUAUUUAACUAAUAUAAAAAACAUUGUGAUUGUAAAGAGAUAAAAUUUUUUAAUAUUUUUAGUGUACAAAUAUUUCGGC